This is a messenger RNA of Oryzias latipes (Japanese medaka), 1935 nucleotides long. Its product is annotated as aldo-keto reductase family 1 member D1. The record is from RefSeq and is a predicted model, not a curated record. NCBI's taxonomy places the organism in Eukaryota, Metazoa, Chordata, Actinopteri, Beloniformes, Adrianichthyidae. Gene Ontology annotation, molecular function: Delta4-3-oxosteroid 5beta-reductase activity. Gene Ontology annotation, biological process: bile acid biosynthetic process.
GUAUUAGAUUUGGUGAAUAAAGUUACUUUUUACAUUUGGAGGCCAUCUGGUAUUAUAACGUGCACUAAAUGUGAAUGUAUAAUUUAACAGGGAAUAGACGUGCGUGUGUGUGUGAUUGUGUCAGAUACUGUGAUUUUAUCACCAUGUAAACGUGUGCGGGAGGGUGCUCCUAUCUGGGAGGAGUUAUAGUGGUCAAAGAGCAGCAAGAGUUGUGCUCAAUGACACUUUGUCAGGCUUUACCUGAGGGCAGAAUAGAGUAAGCAUGGAGUUGACAGCAACAAACCACUCGAUUCCUCUUAGUGAUGGAAACAGGAUUCCUUUAAUAGGACUGGGAACUUAUGGGGAUCCAAUCACGACCCCCAAAGGAGCCACAAGUGAAGCCGUCAAGCUGGCCAUUGAAGUCGGAUACAGACACUUUGAUGGGGCUUUGGUGUAUUUCAAUGAACAUGAGGUGGGACAGGCAAUCAGGGAAAAAAUAGCAGACGGGACGGUGAAGCGGGAGGACAUCUUCUACUGCGGAAAGCUGUGGAACACAUUCCACCCCCCUGAGCUUGUGCGAACUGCUCUGGAGAAAACCCUGAAGACGUUACAGCUGGAUUAUGUUGACCUUUAUAUUGUGGAGUUGCCAACUGCAUUUAAGCCAGGAGAUAGUUUCUACCCUCGAGAUGAGAAUGGAAAAUAUCUUUAUCAUACGACUGAUCUAUGUGCUACUUGGGAGGCUCUGGAGGCGUGCAAAGAUGCCGGGCUGGUAAAGUCUCUUGGAGUCUCCAACUUCAACAAGCGUCAGCUGGAGUUGAUUCUCAACAAACCUGGACUCAAACACAAACCAGUGUCCAACCAGGUUGAAUGUCAUCCGUACUUCACGCAACCGAAGCUGCUUGAAUUCUGUCGGCAGAACAACAUUGUGAUUGUUGGCUACAGCCCUUUAGGCACUUCAAGAGAUGCAUCAUGGGUCAACCUAAAGUGCCCGCCUCUGUUGGAGGAUGAAGUGCUGAAGUCAGUCGCCAAAAAGUACAGUAAGACCACUGCACAGGUGUGCCUGAGGUUCAACGUGCAGAGAGGAGUGGUGGUCAUCCCAAAGAGUUUCACUUCAGCCCGCAUUAAAGAGAACUUUGACAUAUUUGACUUCUGUCUCUCUGAUGAGGAGAUGAAGGCAAUUGAAGGACUGAACAAGAACAUUCGAUUUGUGGAGCUUCUCAUGUGGGCUGACCAUCCGGAGUAUCCAUUUCAUGAGGAAUAUUGAUGGCACCAAUCUCAAGACCAGCUACAUGAUUUUCUUUGGUUGGCCAGUUAGAUUUUUAGCCAUUUUUAUCCUCACAAAUUCGUCUUUUGCCUCACUUAAUAAAGACAUUCUAAACUGCUUUUGAUAUUUAUUCUUUUAUAUUGCAGCUACUUUUCAACAGAAUCUUUUUGUUUUGAUUUUCUAAGGUCUGGAAAACUUUACCAAUCAUUUUGGGAUAGGGAAAUUAAAGCUUAAUUAAAGCUAAAACUAAACUACUAGCCUGAACGCAAACGAAUUUAGCAUUAAAAUAGUUUUAAAAAAGAAAGUAAAAAGGCACAAAUGAAACUCUGCUCUUUGGAAAGUCUUAAAAAAUUCACACAAACUUUUAAUUUGUAAUUAUUUUUCUUUGUUUUAGAUCUGUUAGGAUUUCCUCACGCAUCUAAAUGGUUUGGGUUCUAAAUGCACAGCUUUAACGACCACCUGAUAUUUUUUAAUGCUUACGUAACAAUUUAUUUGCACAAAUGUUAAUGUAAUUACAUAAUGAGAAACUGUAUACAUUCUUAGUCAUACUUUGAUUGUUUUUUUGUUAUUUUUUUACGGGCUACAAAUCCUUCCUCCAUUAAGGUAGCAGCAUAACAUAACGCUGCUGUCAUGGCCAGCUGAAACAAUUUUGUUGUAUUUGUAACGGUGACAAUAAAGGUUGUGUUCAAAUC